This is a messenger RNA of Didymosphaeria variabile, 1263 nucleotides long. RefSeq lists its product as uncharacterized. The transcript has 3 exons. The record is from RefSeq and is a predicted model, not a curated record. NCBI's taxonomy places the organism in Eukaryota, Fungi, Ascomycota, Dothideomycetes, Pleosporales, Didymosphaeriaceae. The coding region runs from base 1 to 1263 and encodes 420 amino acids.
AUGGCGACGGCGUCACCUUCACCGGCGGAGACUGCUGCACUCUACCAGACUACCAAGGAGCUCAUCACAGAACAUGCUUUCAAGAUCGUUAUUUGGCUCGGAGUCGGCAUAUGUGCCACCGUGUGCAUCCUGCGGUUCUGCAUCAGAUCCUUGAUUUUCCGGCGCCUCUUCGUUGAGGACUACCUCAUGGUAGCCGCCAUGGCAGUUCUCAUCGCCAUCGCUGCAGUCCUUCAGGUCUACCUGGGGGAUCUCUACGAGCUGCUCCACGUUCAGAACAUGUUGAAAGCUCCUGGACCGGACUUCAUGAACCAGAUGACUCGAGGACUCAAGGGAGACGCCAUUGCAAUCGUCCUGAGUAUCAUCGGCUUGUGGAUGAUCAAAUUGAACUUCCUGCUCUUUUUCUACCGCAUUGGGUAUCAGAUCAAAGCCUAUCUGAUUACUUGGUGGGUAGCGCUUGUGCUGGUGAUGGCCUGCGGUGUCAUCAAUCUGGGUAUGGUUCCUUACGACUGCAUGCUGGGCGAUGUUAUGCACAUCACCGUUACUUGCGCAAUGGAGUCAAGGGUGUCAAAAAUCUACACGCUCUACGUUGUCUCGGUUGUCAUCGACGUGCUCUCUGAUUUGAUCAUUAUGGCUUUCCCCAUUCUGAUCGUCUGGAAGACUGGACUGAACUGGCGCCAGAAGCUUGUUCUAUCCAGCGUUUUCCUCCUUGUCGGCUUCACGAUUGGCGUGACCAUCGUCCGCGGCAGCAUCUUCGGUGGCGUGUACAAGUCGGUAACGCAGACCAACCGCCAAGUCAUCGACUCUUCGUGGAUGCUUUUCUGGUGGUACAUCGAGUUCAUCGUCUCCUUCGUCAUUGCUUGCCUCAUCUCUUUCCGUUCGCUUUGGUCCAGCAAACGCGACGAGAACAACGCGAACUACCGCCAGCAGCUCGUUGUAAAGCAGCACAACAUGGAGCUCCAGAAGAGCUCUAGGCCUUCAGGGUCAAAUGGUAGCGGCAACAACAGCAGCACGAAGAGCAAGUGGAGGAGAUUCCACGACGACUUGCUCACCACCUUCGCCGACCUCGAAGGUACCACCAUCAACGAUGAUAGUUCUUUCCUACGCCUCCAGCCCCACCUUGCAACGAUGGACCUGGACUUUUCGACAUUUGGCAGGAACCCCAGUGUUGGCUCGACUAGCGAGAUGACCAGGAAAGACUCGGCGAACGCGUCGACACUAGCCCCCAAAUCGCCUCCGAUGGCGUAUUCACCAACAAUGCAUUAG